Molecule: messenger RNA, 6180 nt
Organism: Penicillium malachiteum
Lineage: Eukaryota; Fungi; Ascomycota; Eurotiomycetes; Eurotiales; Aspergillaceae
Product: protein kinase RIM15
Exons: 2
Coding region: 1-6180 (2059 amino acids)
Biological process (GO): peptidyl-serine phosphorylation; phosphorelay signal transduction system
Cellular component (GO): cytoplasm; nucleus
Molecular function (GO): protein serine/threonine kinase activity; ATP binding
Source: RefSeq, a predicted model, not a curated record
AUGGCCGACAAUGGCUCUCCGAAACCCCAAUUCCUCGCGCCUCCGGCCGUGACCGCGCUGCGGCAGGAGGCCCGGAACAUCAACCCGAAAAUGACAAGAUCCUUGAGUGAGAAUAUGAGAGAGGAGCGAGAGGACCUGAAGGAAGCGGCGGAACAGACCCUCAACAUUAUUGUUGACUUGGAUCUGGAAGGUCGUAUCAAAUGGGUCAGUCCUUCGUGGCGACAAGUGGUGGGAUCGGCCCCGGAGUCGGUGGAAGGCCGUAUGAUCUCAGAAUUGUUGCUGGGAAACAAGGAUGUUUUUCGAGAUGCGAUUGAGGCUUUGAAGGAGGAUGAUUCACGGAGUCGCUUUAUCCGCUUUGCAGUGCAAAUGGGGCCGGACUCUGUUCUGAAAUAUGCGCCUGAAUCGCGUCCGCUUGAAACACCGGAAGAGACUGAAGAAUCAAAAAUUGAGGGGACGAUAUCAGACCCUUCGCAGGUCGAGGGUGACCAAAACAAUGAUGUGCUUACCAUGGAGGGGCAAGGUAUCAUGGUUUAUGAGCGCGACGAAGAUGGACAUUCGAUGUGGAUGUUACGACCGUUUACCAAACCGAGAGAAGUGACCAUUGAUCUCCCACAUCUUCUGGUGGAGUCCCUAGGUGUGGGAGCUGAAGUGCUCGCGAAUUACUUGACAACACUGGCCGAGGCCGCUGCCAACGAACCGGAUCCUUCGAAGCACCCUGCCCCUACUCCUGUAUUGUGUCGAAUUUGCGAGCGUCAGAUUACACCAUGGUGGUUCGAGAAGCACUCGGAUUUGUGCUUGCAAGAACAUCGAGCGGAGAUGGAUGUACAACUCGCCCAGGAAAAUCUGAAUGAGCAUCGACAUGUGAUUGUGAAAGUAUUGGAUGCCCUGGAGGCUCGACAAGGACGACCGUUGAUCGGCCCCGAUGGGAAUGUGAUGCCACUUUCUCAGCCGGAGUACAAAGGCUUACCCAUCGGUCCGUCUCCUGUCAGCUCAACCCCGUCAUCCGCUCCAGUAUCAAGUGGAAACUCGGCACCUGGAACACCACCUCGAUCUAGAGACCAUUCGGCUUCUGGUCUCCCUGCGAUGGGUCGUCCCCGAUCUUUCACUGUACGCCGUCCGUUGGCUCGCAUCGUGGAGCUGGUUCUCGACCUCUGCGAUACUGCCUUGGAAAUCAGCAUGCCAAUGAUCAAAGAAUCAUCACGGGCAGAAAACCCAGAAGAUUUCCGAACACUAUCUCCACAAUCGGAAUCUAGAAUUACUCAGGUGUUUCAGUGGCAGUCCCCCAGCGCCAACACAUUGGAGCAGGAGCAGGGCCUUGCCGCUCUGGCGAGCGAUACGGAACAAGUUGCAAAGUUAAAAGUUGAUUCUGUGGUCCGUCAUCGGAAAAUUGUUGAGUAUGCCGAGAGAAUCCGUAUUGAAUAUACUGUUCUAGUGGAAGAAUGCAUUACAGCUGCCCUCAGCAAGGCUGAGCGUAUAGCAGCUGGCCAGCUCAGUGAUUCAUCAUGUUCAUCCGAUGAGGAGGUCUCCGAGGGCACUGCUCUUGGACAGAACUGCAUCAUUGACUACAACCAUCCACUUGUUCCUCUCCCAACACACGAUUCGCCAAUGCCAGACCCCUCUAGUCAGGAAUCUUUGCUAUCCCAGUCCCGACCCGCAGGACCAACCCCGCGUAAAUCGACAACAUCUGCACUUACAAUGUCCAUGCGCAAUUCCCCAGAUCGUUCCUUGCUGGGGCAGAUAGAUGGAAAGUCAUCCUCGUCUGCAGCAGUCUCAACAGGGUCGAACAGUCCCAUGGAGUGUCCUACUCCACGAUCUUACAAAAGUGCUGCAGGAUUGCUGGGAACUUCCCAGCCAGGCCGCAGAGGUAUUUCGCUUGCGGAUAUUGAUCCUGGAGAUAGUAGCGAUAGUAGUAUGCCGUCCUCAAUCUUUCCAAGUGCUAUGCGAACUGAUUCGCCAUCAUCCGAGCGAAGUUUCGAUCGAAAGCGGAGAAGCCUGGUGCUUCCCGGGUUGUCUAGUUCUCCUCGUCGACAGCCAUCUCCUGCGCGAGUUUCUGGUCCGCACUCCCCAUUACGGAUGCCCAAACCUAGGCAAUCCUAUGGUGCAGAAAGCUUACCAUCACCGGUAGUAUCUCCGUCUACCUACGCAUCCGAGCUCGCUCACAGCUACCGUCACCACCGUCGCCAGUCAUCGGCUACUUCGUCAGAUGUCGCAAAACCACCACCUUCGCCCCGUCUUCCAUCGGUCAGCCAGCAGCCGCGCCCUGCCCCACCGUCAAUCAAAGAUUUCGAGAUUAUCAAGCCAAUCAGUAAAGGUGCCUUUGGUAGCGUAUACCUGUCUAAGAAGAAGUCAACAGGCGAGUACUAUGCCAUCAAGGUCUUGAAGAAGGCGGACAUGAUUGCCAAGAAUCAGGUUACCAAUGUUAAAGCUGAACGUGCCAUUAUGAUGUGGCAAGGAGAGAGUGACUUUGUUGCUAAGCUCUAUUGGACAUUUUCAAGCAAGGAGUACCUCUAUCUGGUCAUGGAGUACUUGAAUGGAGGCGACUGUGCCUCUCUUGUUAAAAUCCUUGGCGGUCUCUCUGAAGAUUGGACCAAGAAGUACAUAGCUGAAGUUGUUCUUGGCGUUGAGCAUCUACAUAACCGAGGCAUUGUCCAUCGUGACUUAAAGCCAGACAAUCUUCUUAUUGACGCAACUGGCCACCUAAAAUUGACUGAUUUUGGUCUAUCCCGCAUGGGUUUGGUAGGCCGUCAGAAGCGUGUCUUGAAGAGCCCAAAUGAACCCGCCCCGGAUCUACUCAAACAAGGUCCCUUUCCACGCGCCGUAUCAAUUGCUUCCUCUCGCUCAGCAUCCUUCGAUUUUCAGGCUGGUUCCCCUGGUUCAACGCCACUGAUCACGCCUGAUAAUGCUGUCAGCACAAGUCAGCCAUCUUACUUCAGUUUGAACCAGACCAAUUUAAACCAGACUGGCCUCAGCCGUCAAAGCUCCAGGAGAGCAUCUGGAUAUCGCAGUGAUAGCGCAGGGAGUGACAGCCUGAAUGGAAUGUUCCGUACGUUUUCACUUAAUGACAAUGUCAAUGAGCCAGCUGCUCCUUCUCCAAGCAUGCUCUCGACUAGCUUGGCUGAAGAAGAUGCAGAGAGUGAAAUUGAUGAUUCACCACAUCUCUUUCCAUUGCACCCAACAUUUAGCCAUCCGAUGCAGAAUACACCGCCCCAACAAAGCAUGCUCCCCCCAGUUAUGGCACUUUUUGACCCCGAGGAUCACGAUAGACGUUUUGUCGGAACACCAGAUUAUCUGGCUCCAGAGACUAUCAACGGCAUUGGCCAGGAUGAAAUCAGUGAUUGGUGGUCUUUGGGCUGCAUCAUGUUCGAAUUCUUCUUUGGUUACCCACCCUUCAAUGCUGCGACCCCCGAUGAGGUGUUUGAGAACAUCUUACAACGCAGGAUCAAUUGGCCAGAGGAUCCAGAGGACGAGGCCUCACCCGAGGCGUUGGAUCUCAUGAACAGGCUCAUGACCGUGAACCCUCGUGAGCGCAUUGGUGCGAAUGUAGAUGAGAAAUACCCCAAUGGCGGCGCAGAAAUUCGCGCUCAUUGCUGGUUUUCUGACAUCCAUUGGGCUACACUGUUAGAAGACCAAGCGGAGUUUGUUCCUAAUCCUCCAAAUCCUGAAGAUACGGAGUACUUUGAUGCUCGUGGAGCUACACUCCAGGCCUUCGCGGAAGAAAUGGAAGAUGAACCUUCGCCGCAACCUCCAGCUCCGGCAGGAUCUUCGUACCCGGACCGACCGCAUGAUGCGCUAUUCAAAGUUCGCUCACAGGUAAAUUCCAUGAAGCGCCCAUUGAUGCCGCUUCAUAUUCCUCCUCACGUACGUGAUGCUCGUGACUCUCGUAGCCGAAGACUGAGUGAACCGGCGUUGGCGGAUGAUUUCGGAAGUUUCAACUUCAAGAAUCUUCCCAUGUUGGAAAAAGCGAACAAGGAUGUCAUCCAGAAAAUGCGUCAGGAAGCCCUGCAAGCCCAACACCGCCAGUCUACCUCAUCAUCGGCCGCUCAGACCCCGCUGACUGCUUCCCAACCCUCCCUGGACGGCAGCCCACUUCCAAUGUCACUCCAGCGGACCAUGUCACAGACCAAGGGUAAUAAUCGACCAUCUUCACCUUCUGGCUUGAGUCAAGCAAAUUCAUCUCCGAGUCGACCCUCUCAGCCGUCGUCUCCACUGUUAGUCCAAUUUAGCACGGGAGCCAACCACGAGCGACGCAAGACAUCUGGAUCUUCAUCCACAGCGUCUCAUCAGUCUAGUGGCACUUUCCAGCCUUCAUCCUUUGACCAGAAUCGUUUGCCAAAUGCCCGUAUGGGCUCAGUAGCAUCUUCUCCUGUCAAAGCAAAUCGCAUACCGGCUCACUCUCCUGACAAGCAUCCUUCAAGUCAACGCCAUGGUAGUGCCCCUGCCAGUCGCGCAAGAUCUCAGACUAUUGGCUCCCAGGAUGGCGGUGAUUUGUCCUCAUUCCCCAAAGAAUCUUUUGUACCUUCUCACCACAAGCGUCGGAGUCAACUAUUUGACAUAUCGCCAUCGUCUUCGGACAACGAGGAUCCACGUACCAAGGCCCUACUAAAAGUCCAGCGUCGUCGGCAAAGCUCUCGUCGUUUAUCUCAAUUCAAUCUUCAGGAUGCGCCGUUCUUCCGGCCCCUUGAUAUCCUCAUCUGCGAAGACCACCCUGUCUCCCGUUUGGUCAUGGAGCGUCUGUUCGAAAAACUUCGUUGCCGUACCAUCACUGUGACAAAUGGCGCCGAAGCAGUGCGGUAUGCUCUUAGUGAAGUUCAAUUCGAUAUUAUUAUGACGGAGUAUAAACUGCCCCAAGUCAACGGCGCAGACUUUGCCCGGAUGGUACGGGAAACUCGCAGUCCCAACAGACAUACACCCAUCAUCGCUGUUACUGGAUAUCUAAAGGAUCUUCCUGAGACUCAUUACUUUGACGCGCUUGUGCAAAAGCCUCCUACUCUUUCAAAACUUACGGAGACGUUGUGCAAGUGGUGCGUUUGGAAGCCUCCUCCUAAGGACUACAGCCCAUCUCAGCCUCUUCCGGUUCCAAUGCCCAGUGUGCGCCCUUCACAACUGUCCAACGAUGAUAACAAUAGCCCCAGCUCGGCCUCAUCGGGAUUUGUCCCCAAUCCACCAAGUUCAUACCGUGGCUCUAGCCGUGAUGAUUCAGUCACUAGCAGUGUGUUUGGUGAUAUGGACAAUAUCAAGCCAGAAGAAGUUCCGGUUAUUGUAAGUCGUCAUACUGAUGACUGGGACCACGGUGGCCUGGGAAUUUCCGAGGAUGCUCACCCGGGAAGUCCUGAUCCCAAGGCAGUACCUGUUCCCCAGCUGCUGCACGCUGCUACGGCGCCAGCUGCCAUGGAUGGAAGCGGUGCACUCACGCCUCGAAAGCAACGCUCCAGUGAGGCCAUUCGCGCAAAGCGAGAAUCUCUGGAACGAAAGCGGUAUGAGGGUGCUGAGUCUGGAGACGACGAAGACGAGGAGCUUGGAAACUCCCAAUCCAGACGAAGCCCACCGACUCGCAGUCGGCGUCCAGGUUCUAAACUCGGAAUUGAGAUGAUGCGAACCAACAGUCGUGGAAGCGUAGUCAGCGGAAGUGAGGAACUUCUCAAAAAAGAAAGAGAAGCACUGCGUCGCAGGAGCGGAGAGUUUGCUGAUACGGACACUGACGAUGGUCCUUUGGGAUCACCGGCUAGUACCACCCUGGAAGAAAGAUUCGAGGGUCUCAGCAUCCCAGAAGAAUCGGAAGCUGAAGAGCAACUCAGCCAAGGCUCUCCCUUAUCAGGAGGAUCGCCAAUCUCGAGACAUCGUCGACCAUCGCUGUUGCAUAAUGAUACCGAGAUUUACAGUGGAUCUGGACCAACCUCCCACCCUCUGUCAGAAACGCGUGCCAAAAGUGGUCUAAAGCCGGGCCAAACUACACCUCCGUGGGAGAUUGGUGGCAAGAGAAGCCCCAUCACACCCGAGGUGAAGGUUUUCGCCAGCGGCUCUUCAGCCGACGCAUCUGGUGUGGAUACGGAUUUUAGCCCAACCCCAGACUCUGAGGCUACUCCGCGGCCUUUGCAUCCUUCACCGAGUCUAGAUCCAGAGGAGACACCUCGUCCCCCUGAUCGCUACCGAUCUGACUUAUCUACAACCUUCAAGAGGUGA